GCUACAACAACCUGGGUUGAUUUCCAGAUGAACUGUGCUCAAACAGCUGUGUCAAACAUUGUCUCCACCUACCUGAAUGUUACUGAUUCAAAUCAGAUGGUUGGAACUCUGGAUAUCCUCGCCGGUUCGGGCUAUCUAUCCAUCGAUGCUCCCCGAUGUGGAGUGGAGAUGGACCUGGUGCUUGUACUUGAUGACUCGGGCAGUGUUGGGGCUGAUAACUUCAACACGUUAAAGGAAUUUGUAAAGAGGCUUACUACUCAAUUUGACUUUGGACAAGGAGCAACAAGGCUUGGCAUCCUCCAGUAUUCUACUGAUGUAACAACCGUCUUCAGUCUGAAUUCUUAUGACACCUUGGAAGACAUCAACACGGCAGUUGAUGACAUGAUUUACAAGGGUGGAGGUACCAAUACUCACCUGGCCCUCUAUGAACUGGUUAACAAUGCAUUCAGCGUCCAGAAUGGUGGGCGGCCUACUGCCAGCAAGGUUGCAGUCGUCAUCACUGAUGGGAUGUCCACCCAGCCCAUCACCAGGGCUGUACAGGACGUCAAGGCUGUUGGAAUCAUCGUCUACACCAUGGGUGUUGGUACUGGAACUGACCAGUCAGAACUGCAACAGCUCGCUAGUUCUCCAGACAGAGUUUUCGGUGCAUCGAACUAUGACUCCUUGCUAACUAUGACGGGAAGUCUAGCAAACAGAUUCUGUGAUGAUGGCAGCAGUGUGGUAAGCGUGGCCACUGUAGAUCUGGACCAGGACUUCAGUAUCCAGUUGUUGAAUGUAACAUCAGCGUCCUUCAUCACCCUUCGAGCAACAUUUCUUAAUCAGCUGAAUUUUGUGCUUGGACGUUUUGCCAACCUCGUCACUGUUAACAUCAAUUUCCAGCCAAGUCUAAGCAACAAAGUCAGAGUGGUUUUCACUAUGAACUGUCUGGGAUACAUUGUCAAUGAGCUUCAAGUCAUCAUCAACCAAGUAGCAUCAUCUCGAACCUUUGGCAAUGUGACUAUCACUGCUGUUACUUUUGAUGCCCACGAUCCUGGAGUUCUCUAUGGCAUUGUGGAGGUGAACAGAACAUUCACAUCAGAGCUGCGAAGCAUCUCCAGCUAUGAGGCUGCGGUACUACGUAUCACUUUUACAUACCAGGUAAACAUAUUUCACUAUUUCUAUGUCCACUAUGAUUGA
Molecule: messenger RNA, 1176 nt
Organism: Branchiostoma belcheri (Belcher's lancelet)
Lineage: Eukaryota; Metazoa; Chordata; Leptocardii; Amphioxiformes; Branchiostomatidae
Product: von Willebrand factor A domain-containing protein 2-like
Exons: 8
Coding region: 28-1176 (382 amino acids)
Source: RefSeq, a predicted model, not a curated record